CGUAGCCCGGCUGCAUGUUUACAAACGGAUGAUGGCGGGCUACGAGGGUCUGUGUGACAAGUCAGCUGGCAGGUUCGGCGAGGUAAUGGAUAGGAGGUCGACAUCGCCCCUGAGGGACCUGGACUUCAUGCGUGAGGUGAAGAAGGACCUUGUGGUGGCCAGGGAGCAGUGCUAUCAGCGGGGACUCCUGCAAACCACCAAGUGGCUUAGCGAACUUCUAGUAUGUGUCCGUGAUGUGCAGCUUGAUGAACAGCUGCCGAGUCUUCCAUCCCUUUAUGACCUUCUUGGGGAUGAACUUGAUCAUUACCAUCUGGCCAAGUCCUACUUUGACCUAAAGGAGUAUGACAGAUGUGCUUACUUCACUGAGCAUUGCACCACGGACCUCGGGCGAUUUCUUCAUCUCUACUCAAGAUAUCUUUCAGGCGAGAAGAAAAAGAAUGAUGACAUUGUUGACGCACUUGUUACCAAUGAUCAACACAAAGGGAUUUACUUGAAGGAGCUGCACACGGAGCUGUCCAAAAUUUAUGCUCUUCACUCAUCAAACUCCACAUCCAGAGAUGUUGGUGAAACUGACAUGGAUGCCUGGCUGCUGUGGCUGUAUGGAGUAGUACUGAAACGCUUGGACCUUACUAGACAGUCUGUGGAAGUGCUGUGUCAGGCUUUGCACAUCCAACCCUUACAAUGGGGGGCUUGGCUGGAAUUGGCAGCUCUCAUCACAGACAGAGAAAUGCUUGCCACAUUAAAGCUACCAGACCAUUGGAUGAGGAAAUUGUUUUAUGCUCAUACCUACUUGGAGCUACAGCUAAAUGAUGAAGCCUUGGAGAUCUACACCAGUUUGCAAGAUGCUGGACUUGCACACUCCACAUACAUCAUGGCUCAAGUUGCUAUCACACACCAUAACCAGAGAGAUGUGGAUCAAGCUGUGACAAUAUUCAAGGAACUUGAAGCCAUAGACCCAUUUCGUCUGGACAACCUGGAUACUUAUUCCAACUUGCUGUACGUGAAAGAAAUGCGUGUGGAACUCUCACAUCUUGCACACCGUGUUGUGCAAGUUGACAAGUAUCGGGUAGAGACUUGUUGCGUUAUUGGUAACUACUAUAGCUUAAGAUCCCAACAUGAGAAGGCAGUACAGUAUUUUCAGCGAGCACUUAGGCUUAAUCCACACUACUUGGCAGCUUGGACAUUGAUGGGUCAUGAAUACAUGGAAAUGAAGAAUACUAAUGCUGCUAUCCAAUGUUAUCGUCAGGCUAUUGAGGUGAACAGACGGGACUACCGUGCAUGGUAUGGACUUGGCCAGACCUACGAGAUAUUAAAACUUCCAGCUUAUUGUUUAUAUUACUUCAAACAGGCUCAGAAGCUAAGACCAAAUGACUCUCGGAUGCUGGUGGCACUCGGGGAAAGUUACGAAAAGUUAGAGAAGUGGGAAGAAGCCAAAAAAUGUUUCCUCAAAGCCCACAGUGUUGGUGACAUAGAGGGCAUUGCAUUACUUAGACUGGCCAAGUUAUACAGUCGUUUAGGAGAAGGCGAACGUGCUGCAGUUCUUUAUGAGCGAUAUCUGCAAGAAACUGAAGAUGCUGGCCUAAGUGAGGACCGGGGACAAGCGUAUCAGUUUCUAGCGAGUCACUGCCUUCAGAAAAAUAUGCUUGAUUUGGCUUAUGAUUAUGCUCAGAAAUGUACUCUCUUCAUGGAAACUCGAGAAAGUGGCAAGACUAUGUUAAGGGAGAUAGCCAAUAGAAGACAACACACUGAACAAAACACGCAGGAUGAUUGUGGUAGUGUCUUGGUGAGCAGAGUCAGGCCUCGAGUACCCCUUGGAGGAGAUCGCUCUGCCUCUGCACGGUUACCGCCUCUUAGCCUUUCAUAUACCCCAUAGCAUAAGCCUCCCAUUUCAUUUUAUUUCUCUAUAUAUAAUGUGUACGUGUUUCUCUUUUAUCAUAUAAACUUAUUUCACUGUUUAUUGGCAAUUGUUCUAUGCCGCAAUUCCUUUGUAAAUGUCAUAGAAUAUACUUUUUCUAGAAUUUUAUACAUGAGCUUGCAUAAUGCAAGUGAAGAUUUGUUCCUGUACAGUAUAUAUAAUUUUCAUGUUUGUUACCUAUUUUUCCAACCUGUAAGUUUAUUACGUGCCUGAAAAAAAAUAUUGGUUACAUUGUAUACUUUUUUUGUGCUACUAAAUAAAACAAUUUUUUUUU
Molecule: messenger RNA, 2189 nt
Organism: Procambarus clarkii (red swamp crayfish)
Lineage: Eukaryota; Metazoa; Arthropoda; Malacostraca; Decapoda; Cambaridae
Product: cell division cycle protein 23 homolog
Biological process (GO): anaphase-promoting complex-dependent catabolic process; protein ubiquitination; positive regulation of mitotic metaphase/anaphase transition
Cellular component (GO): anaphase-promoting complex
Molecular function (GO): protein binding
Source: RefSeq, a predicted model, not a curated record